CUACUAAGUUAGUCUGUCCUGUAUUAUCAAGUAAAUUUGCUAAUUCUCAAUUCUGUUUUGUAGUAAUCUCUUCGUCAAAUCAUUCUAAAGCUCUUCCUUUUAUACAUUCUCUUAAAUAUCCUAUAACUACUUCUCUUUUCGUUGGUAAACCUCCUGCAUUAUUUGCUAGAUUUACUCCUUGA
Molecule: messenger RNA, 182 nt
Organism: Cetraspora pellucida
Lineage: Eukaryota; Fungi; Glomeromycota; Glomeromycetes; Diversisporales; Gigasporaceae
Source: the annotation of a GenBank genome assembly